AAUCUGUUGCGCCGCCGCCCGCGGGAGCCGGCAGAUCCGGGUCUCGUGGCUGAAAGUGACGUGGUCAGUCGAAUCAAAACAGAGGAGGGGAGGAAGCCGGCGGCCAGGAGCAGCGGCGGCAGCGGCGUCCCGAGCAGCCGCAGCGUUCCGGAAGCCCCAGGCGGUCUUUCUGCCGAGCCUUGGUCCCGGCCCCCAUCCUCCCCGCCCCGUCGGUUGUUGUCUGGGCGGAUUUAAACAGUCAAGUUAAAUCAAGCUGGGUAAUCAUGGCAGAAGGUGGAUUCGACCCCUGUGAAUGUGUUUGCUCUCAUGAACAUGCGAUGAGAAGGCUGAUCAAUCUGUUGAGGCAGUCCCAGUCCUACUGCACAGACACAGAAUGUCUUCAGGAAUUACCAGGACCCUCUGGUGAUAAUGGCAUCAGUAUUACCAUGAUCUUGAUGGCCUGGAUGGUUAUUGCAGUGAUCUUGUUUCUGUUGAGACCUCCGAAUCUAAGAGGAUCCAACCUAACUGGAAAACCAACCAGUCCUCAUAAUGGACAAGAUCCACCAGCCCCUCCUGUGGACUAACUUUGUGAUAUGGGAAGUGAAAAUAGUUAACAUCUUGCACGACCAAAUGAACGAAGAUGACCAGAGUACUCUUAACCCCAUUAGAACUGUUUUUCCUUUCGCAUUUGCUGUAUGGGAUGGUAUUGUUUUCAUGAGCUUCUGAAAAUUUCACUUGCAAGCUUAUUUUUGCUUCCUGUGUUAUCACCUUUCCUAUUUACAGUAUAUUUGAGUAAAUGAUUGCAUUAAAAAGCUACAUGUGGCUUUUUUGGUUAUCCUAAACUUAAACAUUCCAUUCAUUCUAUUUGUAACUGUGAUUAUAAUUUUUUUGAUAGUUUCUGGCCUGAUUGAAGGAAAUUUGAGAUCCCUGCGUUUAAAUAUUUUAAAUAGUUUUAUAGGUUUAAAUUUUUUUCAUAAGGUAUUUAUAAAGUUAUUUGGGGUUAUCUGAGAUUGUAUGAAAGAAGAUUAGAACCACACUGUAUUUACACUUACCUUGGUAGUUUAUUUGUGGGUGGCAGUUUUCUCUAGUUCUUGGGACUGUGACAGCCUUUGGAAUUGUACAAGUUACAGCUGAACUCUGUAUUAUCCACUAAAACUGGCUUAUGUGGCUAGAAAUGGAGGAAAGAAAAAAAUGAAACAAUUGUUUACUCAGUUUUUUAUUCCCAUAAAAAUGUCUGAUAUUAAGAAAACUUCAAAUAAACAUGAAUUAAAUAUGGUAGAUGACCUAUAGUCCAUUAUAUGACAUUUGUAAGCCACUGUACACUAGCCUUACAUGGUUCAUGAAAGGAGGGGAAAAGUUAAUUCUUUCUGCCUUUGCCAGGUAUAAUCUAUACAGUAAUAAUUUAAGCUGUAAUUUAUUUUUUAAAUGGAUGCCUCUCAGGAAGCUGCUUUUCUUUUGUAACACUUCCCUGUUAAAUGAAACUAUCUUAAAGCUGUAUUAGGGGCCUGUUUGGUUACUGACAUUUGAAUGCUAUUUACUUACUUUAUUUUUUUCAAAGAAAAAAUUUUGAGUCUUGUUAUCUGACUUUAAAAAGUAUUUAAUGAAUUCUUGGUUCACUCCAAGGAAAAUGAGAAACAAUCAAGGAUCUUUUUCUCAACCCCAUCUCAUUCUUGUUUGGUAAUAGGAUGGACUGGAGUAGGGAGGAGCAUUAAUAUAAGUAAAAGUUUGAAAUGUAUAGAAAAGUAAAAGGUUGCAUUGGUUUUCGUUCAGUUUGAAAGAAAAUGAAGACAAAUGGCAUUAAGAAAAAGUCCGCAUGACUUGUGUGUUUAUGGAUUUAUUCCCCUAGAAAGUGAUUGCAAAUGAUUUGUGGGGGCUAGAAGAUACUUAGCUAUCAGUGUAAGGAUUUCCUCCCUUCCCAGAUCAGUCUAGCUUUUUACUGUAUAGAUCUGAGAAAUUACUUAUAUGAAUUAAUAAACUUCUCUGUAUCAUUGUACUGUUUAAUAGAGUCUCUGAUACAAUUAUGUGAUGCUCAUAGGGUAUUUGUUUUCCUUUAUUAUGAUUAUAUUCUAGGCUGUAAACACUCUAAGGGCUUCAUUUCAUUUUCUAAUACACUGCUUGUGUUCCUCAACUGUACAUUUUGGCUUUGUGCUCAACUCCUUGAAAUAAUACAACUUACUCUUAAUUACUUGUGUUAAUCAAGAGGUAUCAUAACACAGGUAAGUCAGAUCCUGGAUAAAUGAGCACCGCAGAUUUAAGGUUUUUCCCUCCUAAUGUGGCCUACUGGAAGCCUUGCCAGCUCUAUAGCUCUUAAAGCAUUUACAGCAGAAAGGGCAGGAGUGGCAGAAGAUGGAGCCAAGUCCCUGUAGGCAUUCAUUUCUCUACCCUUGCCCCUGAACCUUGAACAAAGGCUUGCACAUAAGUCCCAACAGUCUGCUCUCUAAGCUGCUCGAAAGCCAGUCUCUGGCAGAGAUACUGAUGUGUUCACUGAAUCUGUGGCUCACAAAUAAUUGAGAAUUGACUUUGGUUGAAUAAGUGGCUGUGACAUGGAAACAGAAUGUCUAGUGUUAACUAGAAACCUGGAAAUGUGGGUUCUUAUUCUUAGCUCUUCAUUUCUGUCACAUAUACUUAAUUGACAUUAUAUCUAGAAUAUCCUAUAUGGACCAUCUGUUUAAUUAGUAACUAAAGUUCUUAGUGAAGUAUUUAGUCUUCGUUUUUUUUUUGCUUGUAAAAUUUCUCUGCACUCCUGACAAAGACAAUAUGCAGUAGCACAUAAAGUAUUCCUAUUAACCUAACUAGUAAUUUAUAUUAUUCUAAUUAAUUCUUAAAGCUUCUACAUGUGGCCUUUUUACUGAGCACACUCUUACUCAUUACUUGGCUUAUAAACAUUCGCCUGAACUGUGGCUACAAUCAUUUUUAAGUAAUCGGGGAAAAAAGAAAGAUAAUGCUUCACAUUUUAAUCACUUUUGGCUCUUAAACAUUCCACAAAUGCCAUUAAGAGUUGAUUUUGUUUUAGAAUUAUUUAAUGUUCUUAUAUGCAAAAUGUUUUUCUGCUUUCCACGUGGAAAAAAUUAACAUUGGAACUGUGUAUAGUAAAAGAUUUUAUCAUGUAUCCAAGCACUAUCCCAUGGUCAGCAAGUCAUAUUUUAAACUACUUGGAAAGAUUUUCAGAAGUAACUAUUAAGUACAGCUAUUUCAUGGUUACUUUCAGUGUCUUUGUGGUAUGCGAUGUGAUAGUGUUUAUGGAAUUACCUACAUCUUACAUUUUCAAAGGAACCUUAGAAGCCUCUUACCCUGAAUCAGUCUGUCACUCUAAAUGAAUAUGUGCUAAAAUUUGACCAGCUCAGUUUAAGACACAAAACAGCAACUUGAAGGAGAAAUGGAGUGAGUUUAACGGGUUAAAUUUUUGUUGUUGCAAUAGUAGGUUUAGUCUUAACAUUAUAAUAUUCUGAAUGAAACGUCGUAUGUAUUUGUUACCAUGUCUGAUGAUUACUUUGUUAAAAGCAAAAGUGGUCAUGUGAUAUACUAAAUGGGAAUUGUUUUUAAAUGUUUAAAUCAUGCCAAACAAAUCAUGUCUGUGCCAUCCAGUGUUUAUUGUAAUCUUUUACUGAGUACUUGGAUUGGGAUAAAGGGCUUGUACUAUGCACUUUUUAUUAAUGAAUAAAUAGAAAAUGUUAGUUAACACUCA
Vicugna pacos (alpaca) is the source of this 3664-nucleotide messenger RNA. It is a transcript of the gene SMIM14, whose product is annotated as small integral membrane protein 14. Lineage: Eukaryota; Metazoa; Chordata; Mammalia; Artiodactyla; Camelidae. The record is from RefSeq and is a predicted model, not a curated record. Gene Ontology annotation, cellular component: endoplasmic reticulum.